Messenger RNA from Microdochium trichocladiopsis, 1527 nucleotides. RefSeq names its product cytochrome P450. NCBI's taxonomy places the organism in Eukaryota, Fungi, Ascomycota, Sordariomycetes, Xylariales, Microdochiaceae. Gene Ontology annotation, molecular function: monooxygenase activity; heme binding; iron ion binding. The transcript has 6 exons. Bases 1 to 1524 code for a protein of 507 amino acids. The record is from RefSeq and is a predicted model, not a curated record.
AUGGAUGCUAUCAACUUUGACCUCGUGGCCAUCGGAGCUGGAUGCUUCACGAUUUGUUAUGCAGCAGCGAACGUCUAUUACAGCAGCUUCAAUGGGCCACUAGCCACAUUACCGGGGCCGGCUUCGAGCAAGUUCACCGGCCUGCCCGUCGUCUACCAGGUCUAUCACGGCACGAUAAUGUAUUUCCUGCACGAUCUGCAUAAGCGCCAUGGUCCCAUCGUCCGUGUCACGCCCAGCGAAGUCUCAAUCUCGGACCCGAAAGCCGCAAAGGAGAUUCACAAGUUCCGCAGCGAGUAUCUGAAGACGCAGUUCUACGAGGACGCGUCCUUUGACGAGGCCCAGAACGUCUUCACGACCGCGGACCCGGUCUACCACGCGGAGUGGCGCCGCUUGUUCGCCAAGGCCGUCUCGCAGUCGAACCUGAUCACCUUUCAGCCGCUGAUCCAGAAGUACGUGGAAAUCCUGAUUAGAAAAAUCGAGCGGGAGCGAAGAGAGCAGGGAUAUGUCGACCUGGUGAAGUGGCUCAAGAGCUUUACGUCCGAUAUCACAGGGGAGCUGAGCGUAGGCUCGUCGCUGGGGAUGUUGGAGACUGGUGAGGAACAUCAAUACGUUAAAGACAUCAAACGCGUCAUGCCGCUCAACAUCUUCCGCCUGGCCCUAUGGCAAGGGGACUUCGCCAAGAUGCGCCACCUGCCGUUCUUCCCCUUCGCCACGCUCCGUGGUGUGUCCACGCGGCUCGCUUCCUUUGCCAAGUCGUACAUUGACGACUACCGCGCGCGCCUCGGCUCGGGGACCACCUCGUACACCAUCCUACUCGACAAGGCGCUCGAGACGCAGGCGCGCGAGGGUAGGAUAUCGGAGCCCGAGAUCUUGUCGAAUGCGGUGAUCCUCAUGCUCGCGGGGACAGAUACCACCGCAAACACGCUGGCUUAUAUGCUGUGGUUGUUGGCCAAGUAUCCGGAUGUCAAGGCCAAGCUGGUGGAGGAGAUUGAGCAAGCGCGAUUGCCGGGUAACCCCGGUAUUGAGGAACUCGGGAAGCUGAAGUAUCUUGAUCACUUCAUGCUGGAGGUCAUGAGACUGUAUGGCGCCGCGCCGGGACCGCUACCCGCAAGGUGGUACCCUGCUGGUGGUCGCACCAUCUGCGGACACUUUGUCCCCGCCGGCAUGACCUUCUCCCCCAUCGCCUACAGUAUCUCGCGCGACCCGGCCGUCUAUCCUGACCCAGACACGUUCAACCCGGACCGCUGGGCAGACGCCACGACAGCGAUGAAGGAGGCCGACUUCAGCUUCGGCGGGGGCACGCGCAUCUGCCUGGGCAUGCACAUUGCAAACCUGGAGAUGAGGAUGGUCGUGGUCGCCUUCCUGCGGUCGCCGCUGCGAGACGCGCAGCUUGCAUACGGCGUCAAUGGGUUCUCGGAGGGAGGCAUGAAGCAGCUCGAGGCUAUUGCUGCGAGGCCGUGGGGCGAUCAAGUGCUGAUUCACUAUGCAGCAUGGGCGGGAUGUCCGAUGGGGGCUGAGCAUUAGUCU